Messenger RNA from Alexandromys fortis (reed vole), 3975 nucleotides. It is a transcript of the gene Rars2, whose product is annotated as arginyl-tRNA synthetase 2, mitochondrial. Bases 101 to 1843 code for a protein of 580 amino acids. The record is from RefSeq and is a predicted model, not a curated record. Gene Ontology annotation, biological process: mitochondrial translation; arginyl-tRNA aminoacylation. Gene Ontology annotation, cellular component: cytoplasm; mitochondrion. The transcript has 21 exons. NCBI's taxonomy places the organism in Eukaryota, Metazoa, Chordata, Mammalia, Rodentia, Cricetidae. Gene Ontology annotation, molecular function: ATP binding; arginine-tRNA ligase activity.
UCCGUGUGCCUGCGCACUGAACACUUCCGCGCGCCCCUGCGGAAGCACAAGCGACUUCCGGCGCGGAGGCGGGGCGUGCGGAGGCGGGCUUCGGGUCGGCAUGGCGUGCGCCUUUCGUAGGUCGAUCGCCUGUCAGCUUUCCAGAGUCUUGGCCCUUCCACCAGAAAGCUUGAUCAAGUCAAUAUCUGCAGUUCCAGUUUCAAAAAAAGAAGAAGUGGCAGACUUCCAGCUUUCUGUGGAUUCCUUGCUAGAAGACAACAGUCCGCAGUCACAGCUCGAUGCUCAAGAUCAAGCCAGGAGCCUGGCAGAGAAGCUUAAAUGUGAUUCGGUGGUGACUGCCAUCAGUGCUGGUCCAGGAACGCUGAAUUUCAAAAUAAACAGAGAAUUACUAACAAAGGCGGUGCUGCAGCAAGUAACUGAAGACGGCUCAAAGUAUGGAUUAAAAAGUGAGCUUUUCUCGGAUCUGCCCCUGAAGAGGAUUGUGGUGGAAUUCAGUUCACCUAAUGUUGCAAAAAAAUUUCAUGUUGGCCAUUUGCGCUCCACCAUCAUAGGAAAUUUUAUAGCAAAUCUAAAAGAAGCUUUAGGGCAUCAAGUAACAAGAAUAAAUUACAUUGGAGAUUGGGGCAUGCAAUUUGGUCUGCUGGGAACAGGUUUCCAGCUGUUUGGCUAUGAAGAAAAACUCCAGUCCAACCCUUUACAGCAUCUCUUUGAAGUUUACGUACAGGUUAAUAAAGAAGCUGCAGAUGAUAAAAAUGUAGCGAAAUUGGCACACGAAUUCUUCCAUCGACUAGAACUGGGUGACGUGCAGGCACUUUCACUGUGGCAAAGAUUUCGGAACUUGAGCGUUGAAGAGUACAUUCAGAUUUACAAGCGCCUUGGAGUAUACUUUGAUGAAUAUUCAGGAGAAUCGUUUUAUCGUGAAAAAUCUCGAGAUAUCUUAAAGUUACUGGACAGCAAAGGACUUCUACAGAAAACAGUAACAGGAAAUGUUGUAGUAGAUCUCUCAGGGACAGGUGACCUCUCUUCUGUCUGCACUGUGAUGCGAAGUGAUGGAACUUCUCUCUAUGCAACCAGGGAUCUUGCAGCUGCUAUAGAUCGCAUGGACAAGUAUAAUUUUGAUACCAUGAUUUAUGUGGCAGACAAAGGGCAAAAGCGGCAUUUUCAGCAAGUGUUCCAAAUACUGAAGAUGAUGGGGUAUGAGUGGGCAGAAAGGUGCCAGCAUGUACCUUUUGGGAUAGUAAAGGGAAUGAAGACUAGAAGAGGGGAUGUCACUUUUCUGGAAGAUGUCUUAAAUGAGGUUCAAUCAAGAAUGCUACAGAACAUGGCUUCCAUUAAGACAACAAAGAAAAUGGAGAACCCACAGGAGACUGCAGAGCGGGUGGGGCUCGCAGCUCUCAUCAUCCAGGACUUCAAAGGUUUACUCCUAUCUGACUAUCAGUUCAGUUGGGAUCGUGUCUUCCAGAGUCGUGGGGACACUGGAGUCUUCCUACAGUAUACCCACGCCCGCCUCCAUAGUUUGGAAGAGAACUUUGGAUGUGGUUACCUAAAUGAUGUCAACGUUGCUUGUUUACAAGAGCCACAGUCUGUUUCAAUUCUCCAGCAUCUUCUCAGGUUCGAUGAAGUACUUUAUAAAUCAUCUCAGGACCUGCAACCUAAGCACAUUGUUGGCUACCUUUUAACGCUAAGUCACCUUGCAGCUAUGGCACAUAAAACACUCCAGGUGAAAGACAGUCCUCCUGAUGUGGCUGGGGCUAGACUUCAUCUUUUCAAAGCUGUCCGUUCUGUCCUCGCCAAUGGGAUGAAGCUUCUUGGAAUUACACCUGAGCGUCAUCUGUCAUCCUGAGAAAUGAAUACUACCUCAGUACUCCCCUGGAAUUAAAGCAUUGGGACACAGGACUGUAUGUACUAUAGUAAGGAUGAGACACCUUGUUCAACAGCAGAAAGCCUAAUGUCAGCAGUGCCUGGGACUGAGACAUAAAGUGUAGCCUAAAAUGUCCAGUCGUCACUGAAAACUAACAACAUUUUAUUUCUGGGAUACUAAAGGAUUUUAAUGACCCUCUGUGAUUCCUGACUAUUGCUCAAGUUACAGUCUGUAGUCUCAGUAUUUUGUAAACAGGAACCUGGUAUAUACUAGUAUAACAACAAAAUGAAAAAGAAACUGAAAUUUGGAAAUCCAAGCCUAAUAGUCCGAGCUCCAACAGUGUAUAGGAUCUUAGGAUACAAUUAAUCUAAUUCUUAACCAGAAAGUAACCCACUGUUACAAGGUGGUGUGGAAUGAAUGUAAGCAAAAACUCCUGUCCACAUGGUAGAUACUCCACAGGAGAAUUCUCAUCUGAGUUUAAAUGCAAAUACUGGUUUAGGAUAAGCUAGCUACACUCGAAAUUCAAAACAAGUUGUACUUAUAAAACAUCAGUUGUAUAUAGCCAAUUAAAAAGAUAAACUCGCCCAAAACUGACUAUAUGGUGACUUAGCAGACCUCUGUUUAAAGCAAAGGAGUAAUAUCAAGCUAUGUCUGAUACAAUUCAGGUAGUAUCUAGACAUUGAAUCCAGUUUUAGGGCAUACUGUGGAGCAAUGACAGAAUGAUACAUCUGGAAGUGAAAUACCGGCCUCAGGAAGCUCUCUAGAAACAGGCCACAGAAAUAAACGAGUUUAAAUUGGGACACCUGAAGAGUAGGGUGUGACAUUACCUCACGCACUCACACGUCCAUCCUAUGAAGGUAAUAUUUUCAUUGUUAUGACAUGAAGAAUAACGAGGCUUAUAGCACUCUGAAAAAUCGGGCAAGUUCCUUAACAGUCAUUUUGAAACCGUCACAUAAAGGGCUAUUUUUACUACUUUUGUAUCAAUGUCAGAACACUCCUCCACUGUCCUAUGGCUGACAGUGGGCAUACUGCCAGAGACUAAAUGAAAGGGAAUGAAAACUGGACGGGGAAACCAUACUCAGCAUUUCCAAAAGCAGCUUAAAACCAUCUAGAAACUGCAAUGGCACGAAGAAGCCUGUACAGUUCAGCUAUUAACUGUCUGUGGACAGUUACCUCACCUUUCCUAGAGUUGUUUGUGGAGGUUUAAAUGAGAUGGAUGCCCCAAUAGGCUGAGAUGUUUGAAUCCUUAGUCAUCUCAGUGAGGAUGUUUGAUAGAUUUAGAAGAUGUGGCCUUGCCAUAGGAGUAUGUCACUUGGAAUAGGCCUUAAGGCUUCAAAGCCAUGUCGUUCCUCGUCUGCUCUGUUUUGUGUUGUGGUUCAAGCUAUGAGCCCUUCAGCUUCUGUUCCGGCCACACGUGUGGACUGCCACCAUUCCGCCAUCAUGGACCCAUAAGCCCAGAUAAACUCUUCUCUAAGCUGCCUUGGUCAUGAUGUUUCAUCACAGCAAUAGAAAGGUUACUAAUACAGUGUGCUGUUAUCCAUUAAAAAGGCAUAUACUGAGGAAUGUUUUCUAUCACUAAUAUAUUUUAACACUUUCUUCUUAGAAACAGAAAGCCGGUGGUAUUAGCUACUUUUCUGUUGCAGCGAUAAGCAUCAUGACAAGGCAAUUGAUGCAAGAGUGGGUUUUCUUUGGGCUGAAGCAGUGUCACACAGGGGAAGGCAGCAAGUAAGCAUAGCAGCAGACAGUUCACAUCUUAAACCAUAGCAACAACCACUGCAGAGGGAACUGAAUUGCGAACGGUAAAUGGCUUUUAAAACCUCAAAGUAGCACACUUCUUCCAGCAAGACCACAUCUCCUAAGCCUCCUAAAAACAUCACCAGCCAGGAGUCAAAUACAUGGUCUACCAGAGAGCGGGGGCAUCUCAUUUAAACUGUAACACCAUACUAAGUAUUAUGAUCCUCAGUAACUAAUGCUAACGAGGAAAGCCCACCUAUAAGGCAGAGUGCAUUUGACAUCAAAAGUAAUGCUACUCUCCAUUCAUCAGCGUGACUGGAUGGCGUGAUUAGGUGCUGUACGAGAGGAGUUUCCUUUUUACCUAUGGCACAUGAUUUUGU